CCUCUCCAUACUUGACUCAAAUAGAGAGAGAGAGAGAGAGAGUUCUUAGCUAUAAGAAUUCUCCCAUCUCUUCCUGUUUCUUCACAACCACCUGAUCUUUGAGAGUUAUAUCAAAAUUGCUAAAAUGGCAAAGUACAUUGGCCCAAUUGUUUGCCUCCUGAUCAUGAUCAUGGACGUCGUGGCGGGCAUACUUGGCAUUGAAGCUGAGAUAGCUCAGAACAAGGUGAAGCAUUUGAGGGUGUGGAUAUUUGAGUGCAGAGAUCCAAGCUAUCAAGCAUUCAAGCUAGGGUUAGCUGCAGCAGUACUUUUGGCCCUAGCCCACACCAUUGCUAACUUGCUAGGUGGGUGCGUCUGCAUUUGGUCCAAGGAAGAGCUUCACAAUGCAUCUGCCAACAAGCAAUUAGCAGCUGCCUCCCUCAUUUUGUCAUGGAUUAUAUUGGUAGUUGGAUUCUCAUUGCUGAUAAUAGGGGCAAUGGCAAACUCAAAAUCAAGAAAAUCAUGUGGGAUAUCACACCAUCGUUUUCUGUCGAUAGGAGGGAUCUUGUGCUUCAUCCAUGGCCUGUUCUCUGUUUCCUAUUAUGUUUCAGCCAUUGCCACUGUUCAAGAUCAACAUAAGAUGAAUCCUCAUCAUCCUCAUCCUCAUCCUCACUCACAAGGAGGAGGCCAUGCUUGAUUCUCUCUCUCUCUUUCUCUCUCAUCGCUUCUUUUUUUGCUUUCCAUCUCUCUAAUUCAAACACCAAUAUAUGCAUGUGAUAGUUUGUAUUCUUUUUUCCUACCCAGGAAUUUGUGUCUGUUUUUCUUUCAUUUAUUUAUUUUUAUGCACCAAUGUAACAAAAACCUGUAUGAUGAUUGUUUGAGACUUGUUUUAUUAGCAUCUUGUUGCAAGUUAAACUUCUGGAAAAUUCUAUGA
This is a messenger RNA of Camellia sinensis, 910 nucleotides long. RefSeq names its product transmembrane protein, putative (DUF1218). NCBI's taxonomy places the organism in Eukaryota, Viridiplantae, Streptophyta, Magnoliopsida, Ericales, Theaceae. The record is from RefSeq and is a predicted model, not a curated record.